Molecule: messenger RNA, 405 nt
Organism: Penicillium odoratum
Lineage: Eukaryota; Fungi; Ascomycota; Eurotiomycetes; Eurotiales; Aspergillaceae
Product: MGMT family protein
Exons: 3
Coding region: 1-405 (134 amino acids)
Biological process (GO): DNA repair
Molecular function (GO): catalytic activity
Source: RefSeq, a predicted model, not a curated record
AUGCCUCGGUCGGAGGAAGCGGAGUCAUGGGCAAAUGCUGUCUAUUCAGCAAUUCAAGAGAUUCCUCACGGCAAAGUUACCUCCUACGGCCACAUUGCCCUUCUGCUGGGUGAACCUCAAAGACCACGUCAGGUUGGUGUGUGUCUGAAAUCUCUACCUGCCGCAGACUCUGGCUUGCAUUUCAAUUCCAGCACUGUCCCCUGGCAACGAGUUGUCAAUGCCAAAGGGAUGAUCUCUCAUCGUGGCCCUGGAAGCGCAGAGCGGCAAGCAGAGGCACUGCGAGAAGAAGGCGUCGUUGUGACCACGGACAGUAUGAACGAGUUUUACAUUGACUUCUCAAGUUAUGGCUGGUUUCCAAAGCAGCUACCGAGUGAAGAAGAGGAGGACAAUGAACAGUCAACAUAA